Messenger RNA from Trematomus bernacchii (emerald rockcod), 1394 nucleotides. It is a transcript of the gene ormdl1, whose product is annotated as ORMDL sphingolipid biosynthesis regulator 1. The transcript has 4 exons. Gene Ontology annotation, biological process: ceramide metabolic process; negative regulation of ceramide biosynthetic process; intracellular sphingolipid homeostasis. Gene Ontology annotation, cellular component: endoplasmic reticulum membrane. NCBI's taxonomy places the organism in Eukaryota, Metazoa, Chordata, Actinopteri, Perciformes, Nototheniidae. The record is from RefSeq and is a predicted model, not a curated record. Bases 141 to 602 code for a protein of 153 amino acids.
CGCAACUACUUCCGCUCAGGUCAGUGUACGACGUGCCGUCUGCGCUGGUGAACUGCACACAUCAACAAGGAGAUAAACCAUUUCUCUCCAUAGCAGCUUGUUUCUAUAAAUACCUCUACUGCUCGCUACUACCUAGCAGGAUGAAUGUGGGUGUGGCACACAGUGAGGUGAACCCGAACACUCGGGUCAUGAACAGUCGAGGGAUCUGGCUGACCUACGCUCUCGGGGUUGGAAUACUUCACAUUGUGCUCUUGAGCAUUCCUUUCUUUAGUGUGCCGGUGGUGUGGACCCUUACGAAUGUCAUACACAACUUUGGGAUGUAUGUGUUCAUGCAUGCAGUGAAGGGCACUCCCUUCGAGACCCCUGACCAGGGAAAAGCCAGGCUGCUCACACACUGGGAACAGCUUGACUACGGCGUGCAGUUCACCUCAUCUAGAAAGUUCUUCACCAUCUCCCCCAUCAUCCUAUACUUCCUGGCAAGUUUCUACACAAAGUACGACACGACACACUUCGUCAUAAACACCGCCUCGCUUUUGAGCGUCCUGAUCCCCAAGCUGCCACAACUACACGGAGUGAGAAUCUUCGGCAUCAACAAGUAUUAAGUUAUCGUGAGCACUGUGCCUCAUAGCAGCAGAAGUGACUUCCUGUGUAGUGUGUGCCUCCGAUGUGUGUACCGAGUCGUACAGUUUGUCGUCGUUUAGAUGUAUCAGAUUGAGAUGAAAAGUUUCAAAGGAAGGCAGGAGUAGGUUCGUAGAGGACAGGAUGCCAUAUGCAUUACUAACUUAUGUGAAUAUUUAAUGAUGUAUUUUUGGCCUGCAUAGACCUGGGCUGGCCCAGGCAUCAGUGAGGCUUUUGGUUGUUUCUUUUUUUUGCCCUCAGUUCACAUGGCAACACAAACUGGGAGUAUGUCGCUAGCCACAGAGAAGCCCCAAAUGUAUUUUUCAAAGAUGUUUACUUCCUAAGGGUGAGGGGCCGGUGGCUCGUUGUUUUAUUGGUACACUCUCAUUUUGUAAUGGGUGUCAAACGUAUUCAUGCUGAGUGAAGAAUGGAAUCAUACUCUUUUUUUUGCACAGUUUCCUUGGUAUGUGAAUCAUUUGUAGCUCAAUCAGAACAGGGCAGGUUGUUUUCAUUGUACAGAUGUAUUUGUGAAUAUUAUGUCCUGUAUGUUAAAGAAGAAGUCCUGUGUUUAGAAAUAAGAGGAUAUGUUGUCUAAGUGUUUACCGAGGGAGGUCUACAGUAUCUCUGUGAUCCACUUACAUAAUGUAGCUGCUUUUCUUUAGAUUAUGACUUUGCUUUGCUAUCAUCAAGGCAGCUAGUUCUGCUUUGUUUGGCCAUAGCCAUUAGCUCUUGAUAUGUCUUGUUCUUUAAUCUUAUUAAAAUGUUUGAGCCCUCAA